AUGAUUCCUAUGCUGGUCUUCUCCUCCUGCGGUGGUGCCAUCCCUUCAAAUGGUGGGGCUGGGACGUUUGCCCCCCAGUCUCCCCUUGAGAACUUGGGGCAAGAAGAAGAAGAAGAAGAGAAGCAUAUGGAGCCUCCAUAUUCAUAAUAUGAUUCACAAUAUGCCUGCAAGAAAGUGAGGAAGAUAAUGAAUGUAGUAGUAACAUAAAGUUGCACACAAGAAAUAAACAAUCAAAAUAAUAAUACACAAAUAGUAAUAAUGCACUACGUAAAACUCACUGAUCAAGACAAUUUUGCAAUAUUUUCCAAGUUGAGAUUUCAACGAAAAAGAACAAAGAAAAUGUGAGUUCAUGAGUGAUUCAAAAAUCAAAUAUCAUCACAUUAACAAGAGUUUAUUUGAUCUUGUGGGUACCUAAUCAAUAGAAGAGGAUGGGCUCAAAAGGUAUUACGCUCCUUUGAGAGAAAAAUCAAGCAAAAAUAAGGAAAAUGAAAAAUAAUUUAAUUAAUAAGGUAAUAUAUCUACCAAGGCACUCUGAAUGAUAAGUGGCAUAAGGGGAGAUAUAUGUAUAUAAAGUAUGUCUAUUGGUGAUAUUGAAAGUGAUAGGGUGGUCUAGGGAGUGAAAAUCAUAGAAUAAAAAGCAUACAAUUGAUAGUUAUGAUAGCUGUUGUUAGUAAUGUGGCAUCUAUCAAUCUCUAGUGACUUUCUAACAAAUCUUUCUUAACAAAAGGUAAAUCUAAUGUUCUUAAAGAGAAAAUCUCCACAAAAAUAUAGCAUAUGCAGUAGAUGUUCUCUCUAGUUCUAUAGCACAGUUGGAAGUAAUCAAAGAAAAUCAUCCAAAGACCUUCCACAUGUUACCUAUAGAUGACUCUUAGUUCAAAGGGAUCAACUCUAUUGGCUCAAUCCCCUCUUUCAAAAAGGAUGCAUCAAGGAUUUAGAACUACAAGUAAAUUAUUUCUCAAUGGAGACUGAUGAGGGUCAUAUAUAGAGUUUAAAAGACAUGGUUCAGUAGCUUCCAAGGCCAUUACCAUAACCAAAUCCUUAUUUCUAUGAUAAAGGAAGAUAAAUGCAUUUGCUCCAUAAAAUUGAGAUCUGUACCUAGUGUGCUAGAUUAUAUCAUGUCCUAAAAAUCAUUCUAAUCUCUACUGAAACUUCAUAUGAGAGUUGCCUAUGUCAAUUCCAAACUCACAAUCCUUUUACCAUCCCCUUCACAUCCCUAAGGCACUCUUCAAAAUGCUUCCCUCUUUGUGCAAGCAUCAAAUGUGGUAUUCCAAAACUUCCCCCAUAGAUCCCUGUAGCUGAAAGAAAUAUUAAUGCACAAGCAAUGUGCCAAACUAUGGAGAUUGAUGAGGACUCUUCAGUCAUAUUGGGUAAAACCCAUUGA
Spirodela intermedia is the source of this 1381-nucleotide messenger RNA. The record is from the annotation of a GenBank genome assembly. NCBI's taxonomy places the organism in Eukaryota, Viridiplantae, Streptophyta, Magnoliopsida, Alismatales, Araceae.